GUACCUCUCCUACAGUCUAAACACGACGCUGCCUGCUAUGGGGAGUAAGGUACUAAUAACAGCCAUUUGGUGGCUGGCCAUCUGUGAGGCUCUGGAGGUUCAGACACAAGUGAAUAGUUCAAUAGUAAAUGACAAUGAAAGUGCCGAAAGUGCUCCUCGGUUGUAUGCGAGAUCUGGAAAUAUAGUUCGAGUUUACGCCAGCUCUUCGCCGUAUGGGGCAUACUCGUACAAAGUUCCGACUGUGAUUAAUGGACCACUGGCCGCUGGGUCCCAGGUUGCGCCUAUCAGUGUCUCCGACUCCGUUUCUAAAGGCUCCAGUGGAUACUUGAAGAGUUUAAGAGAUUCUUAUGGAAAAUUCUUAGCUACCCCUCAGGCAGUAGCCUACAAGGCGGCAUUCCCGCAGCAAUUUUUGCCGAUUCAAGCUUUGCCGGCUCAUCUGUCUCAACCCUUAGCCGCUGGUACCACACCUAAUUUACAGUACAGACCGUUUACUCCAAAUUAUUUCUUCGGAACUCCGUACAAAGCACCGUCACUGUAUUCUUAUUCUGCGACACCCACCCCUUUGACGCAAUUAGGUUUCAGUAAACCUCUGGUAUAUGCAGGAAAUAUUAAAAACUUGUCACCUGUGUCGAAUUUCCUUCCUCGAGGAAAUGAAUUCCCUGGGUUCGUGCCAACUCAGCAGCAGCAGGCUACAGGUAGUAAAAGUUUAUACGCAAACGCACCUGAUGUUCAACAGAAACCGCUACAGCACAAUGUGCUUUCGGCUCACGGAAGUACCCAGACGGGUGAAAAUAAUGGCAAAGGACAAAUACAAGCAGCACCGGCGCAAACCAGUGUCACAGCUUUUGUUAAUGGGAAAAAGACUGUGGUCACGUUGGACACCAAUCCGCCCGUUCCACAAAUAGACAUUAGUCUUCUUGAACCUUUGACGUUUGAAAAUCCCGUCGUGCCACAGGUGCAACAUUUCUUACCGAAACUUAAUUCUGCAACUUAUACAAAACUUCCAGUUUAUAACAUUCAACAUUCAAGCAAACUACACAAAGAUAUUCCUGUUCAUAGAAUAAAUGUCUACAAUAGUGAAGACGUAGAAACUAAACCCAAAAAGACAUCGGAUAAGAAAAAGACUCGACAACAAAAUAUCCCCGCGAAACCGCAAGUAGUUGUAAACAACGACAACCCCAAUGAACAAGAAUUUUCUUACGAAAUCGACAUGCCAAAUCACAAGGAAACUUACAAUGAGCAGGUGGUGUCGUACGAAAAGGAAACCAACAUGAAACCCGUUACUUACGCCUAUAAUAAACAAAGUCAAAGUGAGCCAGAGAACUACAGUUACAGCCAUAGUUCUAAAGAACCGUCGAAGGUAACACAUGUGGAGUAUGGUGACAAUGAAAGCCCGAAGCACCUUGUUUAUACUUUUUCACCUGAAGAGAAUGAGGAGGAAAAUAAUGCAGACCACCAACAUCGCUCUGAAUCUGAAGAGACUACGGACUCAAAUGGUGAUGAAAAUCCUGUCUCGCAACGUGAGUCUUCAAGAUACGACGAAGAAGAAAAUAAACACAUCGAAGACAAUAAUAAGUACACUAUGCGCCACAAAAAUUAUAAGAAUGACGAUGCAUCGCCUAAAGAAUUUAUUCGCAAUGAAUCGCCCGUGGGUCAUUCUCAUGAUUCAAACUAUCAAGAUUUGCCUCAGCACUAUUCAACGCAGCAGACACCUGGUCAUGUUUACUACUCUGGCAAUCAGCGUUCACCCAGCCCGCAGCAUCAUAAAAACCGUCAUGUACAUCAUUCACACCCACCUGCGCACUAUCGUCAUCUUCAUCAUCAUCAUCAUAGUACCGAACGAACGUCGAAUCCCAUACAAAACACGGAGUUACCUAGGCAGUCCACUAGUCUUAAAGCUGAACAUCGUGGGCAAGAGUACAAACAACAGCCAAAGCAAGAAUUGCAACAUGAAGUUGCACAUAAUAUUAAAUCUGCUCCACAUUAUUAUUCUCAGCCAUUAACAGUGGCAGUGCAAAACGCCGUCCAAUUAAUUACUCCUGAAUACGAAGAAGAUAUAAAGAUACUGCCAGCUCAUGCACCCAACGCUCCGCAGCGUAUCCAAAAUCAUCCAACGCCCUUGCCUAAUCCUAAACCAUUUAGUUCUGCGGCGCCACACGUUCUUGAACAAUCAAACAGAGCUAUUAUCAAAGAGAAAGAAGAAACUCCUGACGUAAAUCACACGCAAAUGGAACAAGUUGUGGGUGAAACGGACGAAGGAGAGGAAAGCGAGGAGGAAGAUUUUGAGAAAGCUUACAAAGCAUCCGCUUUUGGCUUUCCUGCCUACGAAGCAGUGAUAGAAGAAAUGGAGGACGGCGAAAGUGAUGUUGACGAUCCCGAUUCGUACGGCGCACCACGCUACGAAACUGAUAACUAUAACGCGAACAGCCCUUUUGAAAAGUAUCAAGUGGAAGAUGACCCGUAUCCUAAGUCACUUCACUCGUCAUAUAAAGAUGCAAGCGAGAAUAAAAAAGAGGAUUAUUAUUUGGAUUACGCUGUUAAUAAGCCCAAUGUAUAUGCUGAUUUUUACAAGAAAAAAGCUGAUUAUUACAAAUUAUUCAAAAAGCAUAAACCGGAAAAACCAUUCUUCCAAAACAGGGAUGAAAACAAUAGGGAAAUGAUAGAAAAUGAAGAUGAGAGAAAGGUUGAGGCUGCAUCAUCGUACCUGUAUCCAGUGUCACCUGCGCAAAAACCGAAACAAAUCAUUUAUAAUUCACAGUACAAAACACCGAAAACUAUAUUCAAAUACGACUAUGGAAAACCACGUGACAAUCGUGCGUACGCAUCACAGCCCUAUAUUCAUAAACAUAAAACUAAUUUUGUGGAGCCACAGUUCCAGUACGGUUUCGAGCCUAUUACAGCGCCGUUAGUUCUAGAUAGUGAACUUGCUGCGAUGGCUAGUAACGACAGUCCUGAAAGUGAGAAGCCUGGUAUGAGAAAAAAAGUAUACGAAGAAAACUGGUACAUAAAGAAAACAAGAACAGCGGCCGGCAAGCCUAGCUGAUAAGAAUUAUUUAUUUCUAUUGUAAUGUUAUGUUGUUAAGUUCUAUUUAAGUCGAUAAUGAAUAAAUC
Hyposmocoma kahamanoa is the source of this 3111-nucleotide messenger RNA. Its product is annotated as probable serine/threonine-protein kinase DDB_G0280133. The transcript has 2 exons. The coding region runs from base 38 to 3043 and encodes 1001 amino acids. The record is from RefSeq and is a predicted model, not a curated record. NCBI's taxonomy places the organism in Eukaryota, Metazoa, Arthropoda, Insecta, Lepidoptera, Cosmopterigidae.